AUGUCCGCUCAGGGACUGCUGAGCAGCGUUUUCUCCUGCUCACUGAGCCCCAGAAGUCUUUCCAAGAGGAAGCUGAGGCAGACCAGGAGCUUGGAGACGACGCUGAUGCGGCACUAUGGCACCGAGGCUGAGGAGACUCCGUGUAAGGGUGACUUCACCUGGAACAGCACAUUGGGACACAGUGUCUGCCUGAAGCCGGUCCCCCUGCAAAGCCUCUCAGAACUGGAGCGGGUUCGUCUUCAGGAAGUUGCCUUCAGGCGAUUGGUUCGGUGUCAUGACUUGGGCUGCCACAUCACCAUCCCUAAAGAUGGCCACAAGCACAAGACCUUUCUUAUGAAGAAACUGGAUUCAUUAUCUAAAGAGAAGAGUAAAGAUAAAGAGACCACUCCGCAGGUUUUCGGCAUACCGCUGUCACACGUCAUAGCCAACGAUCGCAUGCACAAGCUGCGGCAUGAUCACCUGCGAGAGGAGCACAGUAACCCCACAGAAUCCACGCACCUGUCCUUCAGCUUCAAGAAGUCCAACAGGGAGCUCUCCAGCAGCAGCUCGUCCCUGAGCUCCACCUCUGAGAGCCAUAAUGAGUCGCCUCUGUCCAGCACAGCGGACACAGCUCCGUGGACGCAGAGGAGGGGCGGGGUGUCUGUGGAUUGCAUCACCGACCUCGAUGAUAAUCAGUCCCGGCUCUUGGAGGCCCUUCAGCUGUCUCUGCCCGACGAGGCGGCCGGUAACAGAAAGAAACCCCGUGACAAGAAGCUCAGCCUCAACCCGGUCUACAGACAGGUUCCCAGGAUAGUGGAUCUCUGCUGCCAGCACCUGGAAAAAUACGGCUUGCAGACUGUUGGAAUUUUCCGCAUUGGGAGUUCCAAGAAAAGAGUACGGCAGCUUCGUGAGAGGUUCGAUCAGGGCUGGGAGGUGCAUGUUUAUGACGAGCAAAGUGUCCACGAUGUAGCUGCUUUGUUGAAGAAAUUCCUCCGAGACUUGCCUGACCCGCUGCUGACGAGGGAACUCUACACUGCCUUCAUCCACACAAUGCUUCUGGAUUAUUUAGAGCAACAGAGUGCCAUCCAGCUCCUGGUGUUUUUGCUUCCUCACUGUAACAGCGACACGCUGCACAGUCUCCUCUCGCUGUUGUCCACUGUGUCCAAACAGGCGGAGGACUGCCGGGACAGUGAGGGACAGCAGAUCUCAGGAAACAAGAUGACAUCUCGCAACUUGGCCACCAUCUUUGGGCCCAACCUGUUACACAAGCAGAAGAACUUGGACAAAGAGUUUGCGGUUCAGAGUUUUGCUCGUGCAGAACAAAGUUCAGCCAUCAUCAGUGUUGUCCAAAGGAUGAUCGAUGCCUUUGAUGAGUUAUUUAUGGUUCCUGCAGACCUGCAGAACGAGGUGCUCAUGAGUUUGCUUGAAACUGAUCCGGAUGUUGUGGAUUAUUUGUUACGGAGGAGAGACUCUCAGUGCAGGGAAUCAGACCUUCUUAGACCUGAGGAUUCAUUCUCUCUGACUGAAUCGCUGUCCAAUGACUCCCUUAAAGCAUCCAGCGGAGAGGUGUCCCCUUACGACAAUAACUCCCCGGUGCUCUCAGACCGACUGCUCUGUAAAUACCCAGAGGACAGCGGUCUAAUCUCACGCCGGGUUCCCAGACAUUCCAGGCAGGAUGAGCUGAGCGGCCAUUCAAAAGAUGAAGUGAGCAGCACUUCUCCAACACUCUCUACUGACAAAGAAGCCUCGGGGGAUUGUUUCUGGGACACCUGGCAGGAGCUGUUUGGGAAGGAUUUUAUUGGUUGUCACUUCACCGGCUCGCUCAAAGACGCAUCAGAAUAUGACUCGAACGGCUCGUCGGAGAAGCUGAGCGGUCACCAUGGCAACAACAAGCUACCCGUCAGUCCAGCACAAACACCAUUGGGUGUUUGGGAGUGCAGGCCACCCCUCCCGGUGACUCGCAGCAGCUGUAGUCCUGAUCAGAGAGAAGAGAGGCGGCAGGAAUCAUCGCCACGCCAGUCACCGGGCAGCCAAUCAGGAACCUUAGCACAACGGAUGGGAUGCCCCCCGUGCCCAUCACUUGUGGACAGGACACAUAGUUCAUCUCUGCCUCUGUGCUCUUUAGGAGAAAGCUCCUUUUCUCACUCGGUGCUCUCCAUUUUGAGCCAUCAGACAGAUUUCUGCACUCUACAACUGCCCCAGCAGAGCCCUGGCCUCCAGACUGUAGAUGCAACAGAUGCCUCGAGGCCUGCAAAGGAAAACGUCUCAGAUAAAACCAACGGACAGAGAGAAAAGUGGUGCGUUUGGCAGGUGCUGUCGGGUGAAAACACAGAGACUCUGCCAGAAAGUUUAGUAUGA
Messenger RNA from Nematolebias whitei (Rio pearlfish), 2337 nucleotides. Its product is annotated as rho GTPase-activating protein 6-like. The coding region runs from base 1 to 2337 and encodes 778 amino acids. Lineage: Eukaryota; Metazoa; Chordata; Actinopteri; Cyprinodontiformes; Rivulidae. The transcript is spliced from 13 exons. The record is from RefSeq and is a predicted model, not a curated record. Gene Ontology annotation, biological process: signal transduction.